AUGCGCAGCGUUUUCCUCCUCGCCGCUUGGGUCGCAACCGCGCAGGCAGCCAGCCUUCCCAUCGUCCCCAGCAAACAGAUUCAUGCUCGGAAUCCCAACAUUGCCACCAUCGACAAGACCAAGAGAGGAACCGUCUUCGUGGGACCUGCUACAAGCUAUGAAACUGACAAGCGAUCGGACUCGUUUUUCCUUGAAGAGGUUGAUAAUCGAGAUGUUUUCACAACCCCUGAACUCAGUGACGAGAUUGACAGACGAGCUGUCUCCACCACCCCAGAAUCCGGCUACAAAGAGAUCGACAGACGAGUUUUCUUCACAGUCCCUGCUUCCGAUGAUGGAGAAAUCGCCAGACGACUUGUCUUCGCCGCCCAUGACUCUGGUAGCGACGAGAUUGAUAGACGAGUUGUAUUCACGGCUCCUGGAUCUGGUGACGACGAGAUCGACAGACGUAGCGACCGAGUCAUCUUCACUGAGCCGGUUACUGCCGAUGAUACUACGGGGGUCCACAAGCGACUUUAUUUCGCUAUACCUUCGUCUUCAUCGGGCGCUGUUGAAGAAGCAGACCCCGACACUGCUGUUCCUCCUCGCGCUGCUGUGUCCAAGAAGUGAG
Molecule: messenger RNA, 607 nt
Organism: Pseudomassariella vexata
Lineage: Eukaryota; Fungi; Ascomycota; Sordariomycetes; Amphisphaeriales; Pseudomassariaceae
Exons: 2
Coding region: 1-606 (201 amino acids)
Source: RefSeq, a predicted model, not a curated record